This is a messenger RNA of Mytilus californianus (California mussel), 6623 nucleotides long. Its product is annotated as serine/threonine-protein kinase 36-like. Lineage: Eukaryota; Metazoa; Mollusca; Bivalvia; Mytilida; Mytilidae. The transcript is spliced from 37 exons. Gene Ontology annotation, biological process: protein phosphorylation. Gene Ontology annotation, cellular component: cytoplasm. Gene Ontology annotation, molecular function: protein binding; protein kinase activity; ATP binding. The coding region runs from base 117 to 4268 and encodes 1383 amino acids. The record is from RefSeq and is a predicted model, not a curated record.
AUUCCGGAAGAGGGGAACUUGAAACAAGCAGCAACGAUGUAAACAACUUGAAAAGAACCGACAAAACAACAAAUUUAAUCUUUAACUCUUAACCUGGCAGGAAGAAUAAACUAAAAAUGGACAACUAUCAUGUUCUGGAAAUUAUUGGUGAAGGAUCUUUUGGUAAAGUCUAUAAAGGAAGAAAAAAGUUUUCAUCACAGGUGGUGGCCUUAAAAUUCAUUCCAAAAGUAGGAAAACCAGAAAAGGAGUUAAGAAACUUACGAAGAGAGAUCGAGAUCAUGAGAAACUUACAUCAUGAAAAUAUUAUUGAAAUGUUGGACAGUUUUGAAACUGACAAAGAGGUGGUUGUUGUGACAGAUUAUGCUGAAGGAGAAUUAUUCCAGAUUUUAGAAGAUGAUGGAAGUUUGCCUGAGGAACAGGUACAGGUGAUAGCCUGUCAGUUGGUAUCAGCUCUGUAUUAUCUCCACUCACACAGAAUACUCCACAGAGACAUGAAACCACAAAAUAUCCUACUUGGAAAGGGGGGAAUUAUCAAACUUUGUGAUUUUGGAUUUGCCAGAGCUAUGAGUUUUAAUACACUGGUUCUGACAUCCAUUAAGGGUACACCAUUGUAUAUGUCACCAGAACUUGUUGAAGAGAAACCUUAUGAUCAUACAGCUGACUUGUGGGCUUUAGGUUGUAUCCUGUAUGAGCUGUUUACUGGUACCCCACCAUUCUACACCAACAGUAUAUUCCAGCUGGUUAGUCUGAUAAUAAAGGAUCCAGUCAAGUGGCCUAAGAACAUGUCAUCAGUAUUUAAGGACUUUUUACAAGGUCUACUGACAAAGAAUCCCAGGUCAAGAUUGGCCUGGCCAGAUUUACUGAUGCAUUCAUUUGUUGGGGAUGGUGUUUCAGUGAAAGACGAAGACACCAAGUUACUAAGUCCCUUUACACAGCCUCUCACAGCUUCUAUGGUUAUGAGAAAGGAAAAGCAGGCACAAGAGAAAGCACAUCCACCAGGAACUUCUAAAAUACUGGCUAAGGCUCGAAAGAAGGCUAUGGAGGAAGAGAAAAAGUCAGAGACAGAAGGACAACCAUAUAAAGGUAAAGAGCCACCAGCACCAAAUGGAGAAAAAAUAUCAUCUAGUAAAGAGGCAUGGGGUCCAAGUAAAAAAGGACCAGAGAAGGAAAAAAUAGAAAAAGAAAAGGAACCCACACCACCCCCUCAGGAACUAGAAAGACCUCACUCAGAGGAAUGGCAGGAUACUGGUCUUAGUGAGGAUAAAGAACCAGAAAUUGAGUUGAAGAAGAAUGAUUCCUAUCGUAAUAUAAGUCCAACACCGAGACCAGAUAGAAUAAGUAAAGACUAUGAGAAAGAAUAUCCCAGUAUAGAGAUUGAAGGACGUACAACAGUACGGAGGAUUCCUGAGAGAGAGAAAGAUAAGAAUAAAGAAAAAACUAAAACUAUUGAAAAUGUUAAACUGGAUGGAGAGGAGGUUUGUAGCGAUGAUGAAUGGGAAGGACUAAUUGAUGCUACUGAUCAGGAAGGGGAUCCUGAGCAGGCUAUACAGAUGCUUAAAGACAGUAAAUUUCACACUCGACUGAACACAAGGAUACAGAAUAGUUCUACACAAGUAUUAGAUGGCAUGCUGGAGGGAGCUGCUAAAUUGAAAUCUGUUCUUAGAAUUAUAACUAAUUUAAUUACACUGAAAUGUGAUUUGAAGUGGAUCCUGACAUUUGUGAAGGCUUUAUCAAUUCCUCAGCAGCCACUUAAAAUGAUACAUAAUAUCCUGAACAAACCUACAGUCAGACAGCAACCCUGGUGCCAACAGAUACUUAUAGACUUAGUGAUAACGGUUAAUGCCUACUUUGCUAGUGAGGUCAGCUGGAACGAGGAUAUCGAUAAAGAAGUAGGACAAAUGUACUUAAACGCCAUGACAGAAUACAUGUCUUUAGUGCCAAAGUUACUGAAUGUGUCAUCAGAUGAAGAUCUACGACUCAGAGAACAAGUUAUUUUGUGUUCCAUGUAUACAUGUGAGGCAAUGGAAAGAGACAAAUUAAAGAUUGGGAACCAGUACUUUAGUCAUUUGGCUGCAAAAGAAACUGAUGCUAUUGAUGCCAUACUUGCUUGUUGUAAAUUGGAAGAAGCUCGCUUAAAAAAGUUAAUAGAAUGGGACAUACUGGAAGAACUUACAGAUGGAAAUGAAGACAUAGCAGGGGAAAGAAUGGACAUGCUAAUCUCCCUUGGUGUAACUACUGUGGCCGCCAUGGUUAAUUUGCCUCUUACUGCGGAUGAUGCUGUUGAUGGUCGUAGAAAGAUUGGACAUUAUUUAGGAGACAAGAUGGCUUGUAAAGGGAAUGAGAAACAGACAGAUGAAUUCUUUAUGUUACUGAGACAUCCCCUCUUCUGUACAAAUGUCCUCAAAAUAAUGUAUGCCUGUUGCCAAGUGUCUACCACAUUGUGUUCAUAUAUUUCUAAUCAAGUACAGCAUAUGGAUUCUCUGAUGGGGAUCCUUAUGGGAAAGGUUGAGAUCCAAGACAUGGAAGUCAAUUCUGUAAUAGAGAUGAUCCUUCACAUAUACAGUACUAUAGUUAUACAGUUACAGACCAUGCCAACUGCAAUAACAGAUGCAGCUAGUGUGAUGAUCUCUAUCUUUCUGGAGUCUACAAUAGCUAGUCAUACAGCCGCUGCAGCUUUGGUAUUUAGUCAGAUGAUAUACUGUGGACUGACUGUAGAGGUCCAACCUGAGGAGAUGUUACAGGCAUGUCUGGCUGUGUUUACUGAUCUGCAACAGAUAUGUGUCAGGUGUCCAUUUGAUUAUGGAGUAUUAGAUGGACUACUAUUGUUACUGUGUGAAAUGUUGGCACAGACUGAAGGUCCUGUAGCUCAGAUGUACAUAGAGACUGGUAUUUGGGGUACAUUAUGGCACCGUGUGGCCCAGGCCUUACAGGUCAUCAAUCUAGAGACAGACACCCCAAUACAUGAUAUAGAUCAAGAUGGGGAGAAUGUAGUGGGAUUUAAUCCUCCAGAUUGGACACUUGUCUCACCACAAGGUCUGAUGGCUGUUCUUCAGAUGGCUGUUACUGUAUUUACUAAGGAAACUAAUCAAUGUAUACCUAACCUUGCUGUCCCUGAUAGUAUCAUACUGUUAACAAUAGUUCAUCUGUUACAUAAAGACUUCUUGUCAUCUGUCUAUAAUGGGUUUCACUGUGACGGUCCCCAGUUGACAGCUGACAUGAUACUAGAGGUCACACAGUUAUGUUGUUUUCCAUUUGCUGUAGAUAUUGCAGAGGAGCUGCUUCAUCAAGUCCAACAGUGUUUAUUUAAUGCCAGUCUCCUCCCAAGACUUAUAUUUUGCUGUACAAAGUAUCUGAAGAAUGAGCAACUAGAAAUCCCUAUCAAUCUGAUGUUACGACUGGUUCUCGGCAGUCAGCAAUUCCUCAAACAGUUUUGUAAAUGUGUCAAAGAGCAGAAGACUGUAUCGCUGUUGUCCCAGUGUACACAGUCAACAUCCUCAACUGUUGUCAGUGAUGUAGUGUCUAUCUGUAGCCAUCUUGUCAGAAUGUCUCCCCAGCAUGCACCAUUUGUCAAGUCUGUGUUUCAUGGCAGCAAAGGAGAUUAUGAUCCACUGUUAAAGUUGAUCAAACAUAACUCAGCAACAGUCAGAUCAAGAGCCUGCAGUCUGGUGGGGAAUCUUAUGAAACACAAUAGUCAUAUGUAUGGUGUACUGAAACAAAGGGAAAAGUUAUUGAAUGGUUUAAUAGCUGGUUUAAAGGAUGAAGAUCCAAAUGUUAGGAAGGGUUCAAGCUAUGCCAUAGGUAAUGCAGCCUAUCACAAUGGAGACCUUUAUGUAAAGCUAAAACCUUGUAUACCAUUGUUAGUGGAACUUCUGAGGGAUCCUGUGUCUAAAACUAAAGCAAAUGCUGCAAGUGCUUGUGGUAAUUUAGGUGCACACUCAAAUGUCUUAUGUUUAGAACUAAAGAAACAAAAAAUUAUUCCAAGGUUAUUAGAUCUUGCAUGUCAUGAUCAGAAUCAGGGUGUACAAGUUAAUGCCAUACUCGCUUUACGUACCUUGUCUCAACAAGAUGAACUUAAAAAGGAAAUGAUGAAUCAGAAGGCUGUAGAUAAACUAAACGCCAUAUCAGUUGCCACAACACCAAGACCAUUGUCACGGUCUUCUAAGACACAAAGUUUGUUGAUAAACAGUUUCCAUAGCAACAAUGGAUCAAGUAGUGUUGUGUAUUCACACUGUAGCAAACUUGUCAGAAUGUUACAAGGGAAAGGAUGAUUUAUUCAGAAAAAUAGGAUAAUAUUGCACAUAAUAAAUAAUGAGUCACAUGAUGUAAUAUCAUGUGACUGACAUGUGAUGACCUUGGAGUAAACGAAACGAAAAGUGUCACAUAUAAAGAUGCAAGACCAAAGGAAGCUAGAAGAUCUAUGCAUACAUUUAAAUGUCCAUCCAAUCAUUUUUGUAUUGUCAGUAUAUGAGAAACCGUCCAGUAUAUUAUUUUCUUUUUAUUGUUCAUACAAGACAUAUAUAUAUGUGUUAAUGAGAUACCGUCCAAUCUAUGUUUUUACUAUCACAGUACAUAUCACAAUAUUGUAUAUUAUGUCAAAAAAACAUGUUUACAAAAUGGUAAAAGGGAUAUUUUUGGAUGUUCGGAUUUCUAUAUCAUUUAACAGUUCUUUUUCUACUGUAAUAGAUUUAGGUUGUUUUUGUUAUGUUAUUGUUAUGAAUAUUCAUCUUUUAAAAGGUUUUUUUUCAUAACCAAUUUUUAUAAACACUUUUACUCAAUACAUUGUAUAACUAUUAGAAACGAAUUAUAUGAGAAAUCAUCAAUGGAAAAAGCUCUCAAAAAUUUAUCAAGACAAAGAAACAAUUAAUUGUUGAUAAAAAGGUAUAUAUGCAACUGGAACUUCUUGUUGGUACUUAAGUUAAUAUAAAUCUAGAUUAUAAUGCAAUUGGUUUGUAAUGACUAUUUUGAUUGGACAACAUCAUAUCUUUUGCUGUUGUAAAUUCCAUGGUUAACCAUCUGUAACAAUGAGAAGCAGCCAUUUUGAAUUUAGGAAUUUAUUGGUAUGCUAUUUCUUCACUGAUAAACAUAAUAAUCAAAACAAUAAUUUCCCACCUUAAAAUCACCUUCAUUCGGAUGUGUACUUCAAUUCCAAAACCUUCCAGCGUUUCCAAUUGGCACCAGAAUUAUACCUAUCAAGUCGGACUGUAAAUGGUCAUAGACAAGAACAAAGUUUCGUGAAAUUUUCUAUCUAUCUAAUUUUUACAACAAAAUAAUGACAAAUGGAAUGUCUUAAUUGCAUUAGAAUUGAGAUGAUUCUUAUGUAUUUUAAGCUUGGUCAAGGUAAAAAAAAUACCUGUUUACCUAGCUCUGUGGUGCCUCAUUUAUAGGUAAACUCUAUUUCCUACAGUAAAACCUACAUUUUACUUAGGCCCAAUUUAAAAUACUAUACAGUUAUCUCUUAAUAAAUUAACAAUCAAUUAACAUACUAGUCUUACAUGUGAAUUACAUAAAUAGUUUUCCUGAUUCAUGUUCUAUUCAUCUUCAUAAACUGAGUAAAUUAUGUCAAGAUAAUAAAGUGCUUAGUUUAAAAUUGAUAUUCAUUUAUUGAAGUAAGGUUUAUUGUUUUUAAUUGUUCUAUCGCAAUAAAAUUAAGCCCUGUUCUAGAAGAGAUAAUUUUAUGGAGAAUUGAACGUCAUUAGAAUAUGGGGGGAAAAGGAGAUUUGGUAUGAUGGCCAGUGAAACAAAUAUCAACCCAAGACCUAAGUAAGAGAAUGUAAACAGCUAUAGUCCUCUAACAAUGAGCAAAACUCAUACUGUAUAGGAAACUAUAAAAAAAAACUUUGGCAUGACAAAAUGGACUUACUUCAAAUAUUUUAUUGUUUACUGUCAGUUUAUAUCAGUAAAGCACCACCCUUCUUAGUUUUAACGAAGUGAAAAAUUCAUGGCCUUAUUUUUUGAGAAUUACAAGGAUAAUAAUGCCUUACAGGAAAUAAUUUACUAAUUUACAGCUAACAAUGCACUUUCAUUGAAAAGAAAUCUCUGAUUUAUUGGUAACAUCUAUUUGACUUGCCCCAAAUAAUUAAUUUGAACAAAUGUUUUUUUUUACCUUUGCAGUAAACAAAAAUCUGAACCGACUUUGAAUAAUAGUAUUGCUUCUUAUCAUACUCCCCUCUUCCUAUACAAUCAUGCUAAGUUGCUCCAUAAUUCCAGGGCUUUGUGACGAUAAUUGAGAAGUUAUCAGAGGUGUCAGGAUAUGUUUAUCAGCAACGUCAAAAUGUGAGACCAGAACUUAUGCUUAUUUCUGACAGGACAACCAAGCAUAAAAAAGUCAAAAAAAUUACUGUAAAUUCAGAAAUUAUUGCGAGGUUUUUAUAAAUGCGAAUUAUGCGACUGAGUGAGUAUCGCAAUACUGUAAAUUCAGAAAUUAUUGCGAUGUUUUUAUUAUUGCGAAAAAUGCGACAGGGUUAUAAUCGCAAUAAUUUAAACACGCAUUUUGAAAGUUUUUAUGUGAAUUAAACAGGACUUUUCUCAAUAUCGCAAAAAUUAAAACCGCAUUUUAGUCUAAAAUGACAAAAUCGCAAUAAUAAAUGCACGCAAUAAUUUCUGAAUUUACAGUAAUAAGAACU